UUCCGGUAGGGUGUGAGCUCGCAGCUAAGUCUGGAAUCACAAUUUUUCGCUUUCUCCGUCCUUUGCUCAGACUGUCAGUCCGCUGACGAUAACCCGGCGCCGUGCGUUGUCUCGUGUACAGUUACACUGAACGAACUUUCUAACAGCACGUUGUACUUUUCUGGAUCCGUGUUUUCAGGAAAAUGUCCAAGUCUCUGAAGAAGAUCGUGGAGGAGAGUCGGGACAAGAACCUCCCAGAGGUGGAGAUGUGCGACAGGGGCAUUUCCAACAUGCUGGACGUCCCGGGACUGUUCACUCUGUCUAACAUCACUCAGCUGGUCCUCAGCCACAACAAGCUCACAGCGGUGCCUGCUAACAUCUCUGAGCUGAAGAACCUGGAGGUUCUAAACAUGUUCAACAACCAGAUUGAUGAGCUGCCUACUCAGAUCAGCAGCCUUCAGAAGCUGAAACACCUCAACCUCGGACUGUAG
Micropterus dolomieu (smallmouth bass) is the source of this 470-nucleotide messenger RNA. Its product is annotated as ras suppressor protein 1-like. The transcript is spliced from 4 exons. The record is from RefSeq and is a predicted model, not a curated record. Lineage: Eukaryota; Metazoa; Chordata; Actinopteri; Centrarchiformes; Centrarchidae. Bases 183 to 470 code for a protein of 95 amino acids. Gene Ontology annotation, molecular function: protein binding.